ACAAAAUGUAACUGGUUUUGAAACGAUCUUUGUAGUUUACUUAUGGUAUUUAUGGAGAAACUACAGUGACAGGUCAUGAGCAAAUAGGAGGUCCAAUACGAAACCAGAACAAUCUGUACCUGAAAUCCAAGAGAAUGUCCACAAAUACAUCUGUGUGAGAGCACAUGGGACACCUCUACAACCUGGUCUUGGUCAAGAAGGGUCAAUUGGACCACUAUCAUGCAAAAACAGAUUAUCCAGAGUUUUGAGAAGAUACAGCUCAACCUUUGGUUCGUAAAAGAGGUUUUUGAGCUCAUCCUUGGAUCUGUUUUUUACAUUUUUGAAGCCUUUGUUCGACUUUUUAUUCCGCGUCCCAGAAAAGAUGUGGAGGGGGAGAUCGCUUUGGUGACGGGCGCAGCUAAUGGUAUUGGAAAACUGAUCGCCAAAGAACUUGGUCAACAUGGAGCUACAUUAGUCCUGUGGGACAUCAAUUCAGAUGCGCUGGAUCGGACUGCAAAAGAACUACAGCAAGCAUUAGAUGUGCGUGUGUAUGCUUACACCUGUGACUGUAGCAGAAGAAGUGAGGUCUACAGAGUUGCUGAACUGGUUAAAAAGGAAGUUGGAGAUGUCACAAUCUUGGUGAACAAUGCAGGAGUGGUAACAGGGAAAUACACCUUCACUGAAGCUCCCGACAAUCUGGUGGACAGAACACUAAGGGUUAAUGUUGCUGCUCAUUUCUGGACCUACAAGGCAUUUCUGCCGGUUAUGAUGCAACGGAAUCAUGGGCACCUGGUCUGUGUGGCGUCCCAUGGAGGGCUGUUUGCUAUGAAUGGCCUUGCAGAUUAUUGUGCAAGUAAAUCUGCGGCAGUGGGUUUUGCGGAAUCCAUUGCGCUGGAGCUGCUUGUCCUCAGAAAGGAAGGAGUCAAAACAACAAUAGUGUGUCCCUAUCUAUUAAACACAACAAUGUUUGCGGGAUGUCAAACAAAGAGAACAUCUUUUCUUCCAAUCUUGGAUUGGAGAGAUACAGCUAAAAAGAUUGUGGAUGCCAUAUUAAGAGAGAAAAUGUACCUGCUGUUACCUUCAAGUCUAAACUUCAUGAUGGCACUCAAAAGUAUCAUGCCUGCCAAACUGGGCAUCAUCUUUGCGAACUUCUUUGGUGGAAUGGAUUUGAUGGAUCACUUCAGAGGGGUCCCUGUACCUAUUAUCAGCUAUAAAAAGCCUCAACUCCAACAAAAUGAUAAUGUCAAUGAUCCACCCCCCACGCUUAUCUAUUACAACUAAGCAAAAUGUGUCGGAAUAUAACAUGAACACAGCCUGUUUACAUCUCCAGCUUUAAUGAUUCGUUUAUCCUCUUAAGGCCAGCAUAAAUAUGAACACAUCUUUUUGGCAAUGUUAAAGCUACACUAUUGAACUUUUGCUCACGGCUCCCCCAUGUGGUUGAUAAGUGCAGUUGUCUGUUACCAGUGUCAUAAAUUAUGUCGCUGUAUAAGCUUCCGGUGGGCAGCGCAAAACACAUGAAUUUGUUGACUAAACUGAUGAAACCGGCGAAUGCAGAAACGUUUGGAAACCAUCUGGCACUUCAGAGUGUUGAUUUAACUGUGUAUAUAUAUUUUUUCUGUGGUUCAUUUUGUAGUAACAAUUUCCACACUAAAUAAAUAUCGUAUAAAACAA
Molecule: messenger RNA, 1650 nt
Organism: Triplophysa dalaica
Lineage: Eukaryota; Metazoa; Chordata; Actinopteri; Cypriniformes; Nemacheilidae
Exons: 7
Coding region: 220-1260 (346 amino acids)
Cellular component (GO): lipid droplet
Molecular function (GO): oxidoreductase activity, acting on the CH-OH group of donors, NAD or NADP as acceptor
Source: RefSeq, a predicted model, not a curated record